Messenger RNA from Macrosiphum euphorbiae (potato aphid), 1590 nucleotides. The record is from the annotation of a GenBank genome assembly. NCBI's taxonomy places the organism in Eukaryota, Metazoa, Arthropoda, Insecta, Hemiptera, Aphididae.
AUGGAGACACCGAAAAAAUCGCAACCAUCACAUCGCGAUGUUGACGAAAAAUACGACGCUACGACUUCUAGCCCGCUAAAAGCUUUGCCCAGUCCAAGAACACCUGUCAGAUCCACAUUCAACGACAGUGAUGACGAUGAAUCGGAUGAAAUGGAAAGCCCUAAGUUUCCACAUCUUAUCCCAAUUUAUAGGAGAACUCCUGAUGAAUAUGAUUUAGGAGGUGUGCGUAUUGGUUGGGAUGAUGGAUAUGGCAGUGUGUGUUAUCAAGAUGACGAUUAUGUUACUGAAAGGAGGUCAAAAAGGAGUAAAAAGAGCCGAUUAUUCUCUGAACGUCAUCAUCGAUCCUUCUUUAGAUCGAACCACUAUAAUUCAUCAAACAAUGAAUCACCUUCUCCAAGGAGUUGUGCAAGUGUAAAUAAUACUGCUAUGCAGGAGGAGCUGAAUAACUAUCUUGAAUGUAUAUUGAAUUGUCUCAGUGCCAAAAAGAGAAAUCGACAGUUAAUGAAAGCUAAAAUGGAAGCUAGUUCUUCUGCAAACAGUUCAACAGAAAAUAAUAAUGAUGAUGGUUGUUCAUUUAAUGACUGUGCUGAUGAUGAAAUGAUGAUGUUGUGUAGUCAAGCUAUUGAAAAAGAAAUAGCUGCAGAUGAUAAUAAUACUAAUAAUACCGUGAAUAAACCUACAAAACUAAUUGUUUCACAUUCUUUGUCAAUUAAUGGUAUUAGCCCAUUAAAAGAUACUAACAGUGCAACAAAUAAUAAUGUAUAUUACCCCGCUGCCAAAAAGUUCAAACCAGUACACAGCAAACUAUUUGGCGAGGAAGAGAAAAGAAAUUGUAAAUCACAGUGUCACACAUUAACUUCAAAUAUGAUAAACAAAUCUGAAAAUGAUGCCUCAUCUUCCGUCAUUACUACUGUUACUAAUUCUAAGAAAGAUGAUUCCUCGUCAUCAUUGUUAGAUGACACUUUAGCCAAAGAAGAUGAGUUUUUUUUGGGUAUUGAUUUUGCGGAAAUCGAGAAGCAAAUUUUGAAUGGUGCUAAAGAAACUACUACUGUAUCAGCAGUUCAGAAUAGUUAUAAACAGCCAAAUACAAAUGCCGGUAUACAAUUGGAAAAAAAAACAGCCACAAGCAAUUAUGCUUCUUCCAAUAGUUCAAGUUCUAGUUCAGUACUUUGGCGUAGAUCUACUUCGUCAUCAUCAAUUGUUAACAAGCAGCAACAAUCAAUACAACAACCUAAACAAUUCAGCAGUGUUGUUGGGACAGUAAAUAACCCUAGCACUAGUAGUGGUAAUGCAAAAGCCACAAGCAAUUAUGCUUCUUCCAAUAGUUCAAGUUCUAGUUCAGUACUUUGGCGUAGAUCUACUUCGUCAUCAUCGAUUGUUAACAAGCAGCAACAAUCAAUACAACAAUCUAAACAAUUCAGCAGUGUUGUUGGGACAGUAAAUAACCCUAGCACUAGCAGUGGUAAUGCAAAAGCUACAACCACAACUACUACCAGAUAUUGCACACCAGCUGAAAUAGAAGCAAAGCGAGAUCGUGCUCGACGUACACUUUUGCUUAAGUUUAAAUCGAAAAAUAGAAGUGUUUCGUAA